This is a messenger RNA of Pristis pectinata (smalltooth sawfish), 4501 nucleotides long. RefSeq names its product C1q and TNF related 9 (gene c1qtnf9). Lineage: Eukaryota; Metazoa; Chordata; Chondrichthyes; Rhinopristiformes; Pristidae. The transcript has 4 exons. The record is from RefSeq and is a predicted model, not a curated record. Gene Ontology annotation, molecular function: protein binding. Bases 57 to 1055 code for a protein of 332 amino acids.
GGCAGUUGAUACAAUUUGUAAUGUCAAAGUUCUGAUCCUGAGGAUCUUAAUCCAAGAUGCAGAUUUGGUUACUUUUUGUACCAAUUGCUCUAGUGAAUGCUGAGGUGAUCAGAACGGAGUCGUGUAGAGCUGGACAUCCUGGAAUUCCAGGGCAUCCUGGUCAUAAUGGCAUUCCUGGAAGAGAUGGGCGGGAUGGCUCCAAGGGUGAUAAAGGAGACACAGGUGAAGUUGGGAAAUCUGGACCCACAGGACCUCAGGGACCUAAAGGCGAACCUGGAAAACCAGGGCCCCCUGCUGCACCAGGUAUAAAAGGAAGAAGAGGGGAACAAGGAAUUAAAGGAAUACCUGGCAAAAUGGGUCCAAAAGGAAUUCCUGGACCACUUGGACACAAAGGACAAAAGGGGGAAAUAGGGCUUGAAGGGAAACAGGGUAUCAAAGGGGAUUUAGGGCCUAGAGGUCCAAAGGGGGAAAAGGGACAGUUUGGACCUCGGGGAAACACUGGAUUACCAGGUCCCAUAGGACCUACAGGUUUGCCAGGUCCAAGAGGAGAAGUGGGUGCCAUAGGAUCACGGGGGUAUCCUGGAAUUCAAGGUGAAAAGGGAAGUAAAGGGGAAAAUGGGGAAAAGGGAAAUACUGGUGAAAAUGCAGUGAUAAGGAACAGUGCUUUCAGUGUUGGGUUGACAGAAUUUUCCAAGAUGCCUCGUUCAGGUGCUCCAAUUAAAUUUGAAAAAAUCUUAUACAACAACCAAAAUCACUAUGACCCCACCACAGGGAAAUUUACAUGUGAAUUUCCCGGGGUUUAUUACUUUGUCUAUCACAUCACUGUCUAUGUCAAGCAUGUAAGGGUUUCCUUAUACAGAAAUGGUAUUCAGACCCUCAAUACAUUUGAUAGUUAUCAGAAUAGUGAGGAUCAGGCUUCAGGAGGCACACUGUUGCAGUUACAACGUGGUGAUCAAGUGUGGCUUCAAGCAAUCGGUGGUGAUCUUUAUAAUGGGCUGUAUGCAGAUUCCAAUGAUGACACCGUUUUUACAGGGUUUCUACUAUUUACUGAGUGAAGAGGUUCAGUAAGCCUUUCAUUGGAAUGUACGUUUGUAAAUCAACCAACAUCACGGAAGAAACAAAUGAUCUGGUCAUUUAAGACAAAAAAACCCCACAAAUGCUGGAAAUCUGAAAGAAAAACAGAAAAUGCCAGAAACACUCAACAGUCAGCAUCUGUGGAGAAAAAAGCAGAGUCAACACUUCACAUAUUGAUGACCCUUCAUCAGAAAUCUGAAAGUGAGAAAAAAGGUUGCAGAGUAAGUUGCAAAGAGGGGGAGGGUAGAGACAAUGCGACAUGUCUGCGAUAAAUGUUUAAUAAAUCAUUUGUACUAAUCACUGUUACCAAAGGUAAGGUGAUUAUCUUCACUAUCUUCUGUAGCGGACACAUGAAGAGGAAAAGAGGGGUUAUUCGUGGAAUUUAUUGAAGUGAAGCAAUUCUCACUGUGAAUUGCUUCACUUCAAAUAUUAAUUCUUCUUUGUCUCUGGAAGUUUCAUUAGAUGAUCUGCCAUGUGGGCUGACAGACUCCUCUCAAAUAUUUCUGAUGCACAAGAAUUCUUUUUUACCAGGAAUACAAAAUGUCAGAAUCCUAGUAAUUUGAUGUUAAAAAUGCUUGACUUUUCGCACAUAAUUUUAUGUGCAGGUAGCAAGAUCACUGUGUUAAUAUGGACUCCAUAAUUGGAAAACUACUCCCUCAAUGUGUGCACAAUUCAAGAUACCAGCAAUUUGAUAAAGGUUUGCUACCACCCAACUGAACAUAAUAUUUACUCAAUUAUCUCUUCUGGGAUCUUCGAAGGAAUCAGUCCUGAGGAAAAGCAACUGUGACACUAGAGGAUUUAAAGACUAACAGUAAUUGGGAGGGGGAGUGGGAGCAGGCUAAAUUAGAUAGCACUGGAAACUGUGCAGUGGGACCUGGAAAUGUGAUUAAUCCAUGGCCACAUGACUGUACACGAAACUUGUGCGGCCUUCCAUUAUCAAUCAGUCAGCGCCAACCAGAUCUACCAAGUCCUUGCUUCUUACCAAGCGGAGAAGUGCUUCGUAAACACCUUUCUGGAUACCUGCGGACAGUCUUUCUCUGUAUUACCUCUGUCUUCUGGCAGGUUGCUCUGUUCUACCUUUACUGCUGUACUGCCAGUCUGCUGAAGCUUGAAAUAUGUAAAAGAACUUCUUUCCUGGCUCUGAUGAAAGGCCAUUGGCCUGACUCUCUGUUCCUUUAUCUGCAAGUGUUGCCUGACAUGCUGGGUAUUCACAGCAUUUUCUGUUUUUCUAUCGGCUCAAUGGCUAUCUGCAUGUCACAAUGUUGACCUGCUCUUUCAGUGGGGAAAAAUAUACCAUUAAUCCAUACAGUAAAUAUGUCUAGAACUUCAAUCUGAUUAAUACCAAAAUAUUAAAUUCUAUUUUGGAAAGCUGGUGAAUAGGCUGAUCAUUACUUACCAAAUAAUUACUCAAAGGAAGUAAUUAUUUUUUUAUUCUGCUUUGGCUUCUUUAUCAUCAUUUUAGGCUUUUAUAAUCUCCUUCCACUCCAGUGUUACCAGAGUAAUUUGUGACUGAGUGUUUGGCCCUGUAGAGUAUGCUCCUUUUCAGACUCUUUGCAGAAGUAAAUAUGCAAUCUAGGUCAUGUAAUAAAAUUUGGACCAUGUUUUAAGAGUCAUCAAAAAGCAGGACAGCAUUCUGCAACCACAUUUGACAAAUAAUGAUACAGUUGGUGCCCACAGGACCAGAUUCACAUUUAAACUUGAGGUAGCAAGUUGUUCCAGACAACACUGGCAACAAGCAAUCACCAAACCCUUCACUUUAUUGCACCCCCUUCCCACUAUGCAACCAAGCAGCUGCAGAAAUUCCAUAAUUACUGUCAGUUUCCUGGCAUAACAAUGGUGAAUGCUGACAUUUACAAAUUGUUGUUUCUGCAAAAUGUGGGUCAAUAUUUUAGGAGACUAAAGAAGUGUGUGUAUGACAUUAUGUAUGCUAUGUAAGAAAUAGGAAUAUCAGGCUAAAUAACUGUUCAUUGUACAACUCUAAAUGCUUCUACUCCUCCCUGCAUGGAAAUCUUUGUUACUCAGACUCUAUCUUCUCCGAAUCUUAAAGCUCUGGGGCUUCUUUCCUCUUACAGUUUUAGUCCUCCCUAUAAUCUACAUAUUUUAAAAAUUGUGUCCCCUUUUCUUGAUUUGCCUCAUCAAUGCACCUAUUUUUCCUAACAUUCCAAUGUUCAAUGCAACUAUUCAUUUUAAAGGAUAGUUUACCUUAAGCAUGAUAAUAAUCUGAAAGACUUUUUUCUGACCUUUGAGUCAUAGUAGAUUAUUGGCCACUAUUUUCAGACUAUGCAAUAAACAUGGGCAAUAGUUACAAUAGUUUUCCAUUUCAGUGAUAUCACAAACAGCAACAUCUGAAAUAGGCUGACCUCAGCAUUGUGUUUUUUUUAUAUAAUAGGUAAUUCUUUAAACUAUUUUGUCAUUUUUUUGUGGAAAUAUUUUUACUUGAAGCAUUUAACAGUUCCGUUUAAAAGGAAUAGGAAAGUUGUAUCUAUCUUCAAAAUUACACAUACCUUUUCCAUCUAACAAACUGUCUGAGACAAAGCAGAUUUGGAAACUAAUCAUAUAUGUUCAUAUUUUGUAGAAGUUCAUUCAGGAAAAGAUCUGAACUCUAAUAGAUGAGGUAGACAUUUAGCCUGGGAAGAAAUGGGCCUUGACUGAGUGACCCUAACACAGAGUUCAACCAAGAAUCCCACGAGAAACUAAACUUACUGGCAUCUGGCUAGUUCUGUUAGCUAAAGAGCCAGCCUUUUCCAUUAUCUGUACCUUGCCAGCAGCUUACGGUUAGGUAACAGCAUUGUGACCAGUGACUUUGGAUGUGUUGUAAUGCAAAAAGAUGUUGUAAUGGCAAACAAAAAAUUGAUCUUCUCCAGAUGGCCAGAAAGUGUUAAGGAGCUUGCAGUUGUUUUUGGUAUCCAUUAGAUUUUAAUGAUGUGCUCCAUCAGCAAUCUAAUUACACAUUUGACAGAGUAACAAAAACAAAGGAAGUUACUUAAUCCCAUGAGAAAUUUAAAAAUUAAACUUUGAAGUUACUAAGAAAGGCUCAGCCAAGAACAAUUCUGCAAAUCACUGACUGCUGUGUUUCUCUACAAGCAAACCAAAAAAAACUAAAUUAUUUUUUGGGCUGUGAAUUUAGUUAAUGCAAUCAAAUAGUAGUAGAAUUUUGUUCCAUAGGUUGAAUUAAAGAGAGAGAAAAAAUCUUAAUUGGCUCAGACCAACAUGUAAUGGAAAAACAUUUGAUUUAGAAAUGUAAUUUUAACUUCAGGGCAUUAGUUCUGUAUUUGAAUCAUAAAAUGCAGAGGGGAUUUGUAUUAUCAAUUUAAUGAAUUUGUAUUAUCAUAACCUUUUCAGCUCUGGAUGUUAUCUGCAAAGUCUGAAGAUUUAUCUGUUUCAGCUGAGUGUAUGUGUAGCUAAUAAAAGAAUUUGGUACGUUGAA